Messenger RNA from Perkinsus marinus ATCC 50983, 4353 nucleotides. Its product is annotated as sensory transduction histidine kinase, putative. The coding region runs from base 1 to 4353 and encodes 1450 amino acids. The transcript has 31 exons. NCBI's taxonomy places the organism in Eukaryota, Perkinsozoa, Perkinsida, Perkinsidae. Gene Ontology annotation, molecular function: phosphorelay sensor kinase activity. Gene Ontology annotation, biological process: phosphorylation; phosphorelay signal transduction system; cyclic nucleotide biosynthetic process. The record is from RefSeq and is a predicted model, not a curated record.
AUGGUGGACUGCCAGAACAAUGCAUUCUGGCGCGGUAUCGACUCCUUCGCUGAGAUAUCCAACGACUUGGUCAUUCUAACGGACCGCCAAGGGAAGAUCGUAUACGGCAACUCCCAAUCAGAGGCAUGGACUGGGUUCAAAGCUGAGGAGCUCAUCGGUCGCGACAUAAAGAUGCUCAUGCCCGACAGAGUGGCGGUGAGUCACGACUCGUUGCUACAGCAGUUCGUGAAGAAGGCAGACGAGGCCAUGGCGAUGGACCCUACUCGACGCCCGAAGAUAAACGUGGACGAGAGUAGGAAUGUCGAAGUGAAGCACAAGGAUGGGCAGGUUACUCCAAGCUCGUUGUUCGUAUCGAUACUUUUCGACUCGGAUCCUGGCGACUACAAGCUAUGUGCUAUACUACGAGACUGCACCAAGAUAUGUGAGUUAGAGCAUAAGAAGGAUAGCUUCAUGGCAACAGUGAAUCAUGAGCUCAGAACUCCUCUGAAUGGCGUCAUUGGUCUCUCGGAAUCGCUCAGGAUGACAGAGCCCAAUCCGGGGAGAAAGAAGCAUUUGGAUAUUAUUAAUAACUGUGCAGUUAGAUUGUUGGCAUUGGUGAAUGAGAUUAUGGACAUAGCGGCGUUGAAGGCGAAGAAGAUGCAGUUGAAUUUUGGUAUGGUUAAUGUGAACGAGAUAUGUGAGCAAGUAUGUGGAGAGAUGAUGGAGGCAGUGGACAAGAGAGGAAGGAAGAUCAAGAAGGACAAGGUCGAUCUAGACUUCAUACCGGACCCCGCAUGCCCUGAGGUUGAAGGCGACAAGGAGAGGUUGCACUAUGUGAUGUCGGCUAUGGUCAAUAACGCGUGCAAAUUCACAUCGAAGGGAUCAGUGAAGGUGAUCACCAAGGGCAAGGCCAGAGGGGUACUAAUUAAGAUUGUAGACACGGGUAUUGGCAUUGCUGAUGACAAUGUGAAACGAAUAUUCACAGAGUUUGAGCAAGAGGAUGACGAUCACGAAAAUCGCAAGUUCGAGGGUCUGGGCUUGGGGCUGUCAGUAUCGAAUGAAGUUAUCAAUCUGCAUGGUGGAAGAUUAUGGUGCGAGUCGGAGCCGGGCCGAGGGACCACAUUCUUCAUUGACUUGGUGUCCAACGCUCGUGAAGUGGUGGAUGCUCGAAGCAAGAAGCGUGCUCAGAAGAAGGAGUUGACACAGAAAAUGGUUAUGGCUGACGAGGGUGUAGCUGGCGAAGGAGAUGACCUGGAAGAUCUACAGAACACCAUCAACGAGCUCGCGGUGAAGGAAGUGUUGAUUAUUGAUGACAGCGAUGACACUGCGACGAUACUGCGCCCAAUGCUGGUGGAUCGAGCCUAUAAGACCAAUACGGUUACCGAUGGUUUCGCGGCUUUGGAUUACUUCAAUAUGCACCCGAUGCCUGAUAUAGUGAUUAUGGAGACGGAACUGCCUGGCAACUUGCCCGGCCUGGACUUCUUGAGUCAGUUCAGGAGAGAGAAGCCACCGGAGGUACCGAUACUGGUGAUUACUAAGUCAAAAGAGACGUCUAGUCACCUUGAGGCUAUACGGAGAGGGGCUACAGCAGUCUACACGAAGCCUGUCACAGAGGAGAAGCUACCCAUCAUCAUUGACCACAUUUUCGCCCUUAUACGAAACCGUUAUCAUGUUCAACAUGAGAACAAGGCGAAAGUCAACUACGAGGUGAUGGGCCGGGUGAUGCCAAAAUUCAUCAUUAAUCGAUUAAGGGGAGGUGCCACAAUGAUUGCGGAUAAGUUGGAAUGUGUCAGCUGCGUGGCGGCGGUUGUGCAUCAGUUUCCUCUCAUCACGCAGGCGGUGCCGGUUACACAAUUGGUUGUUCUGAUGAAUAAAAUGACGAAUAGUUUCGACCAGCUCUGUAAAGACAAUGGGAUGUAUUCUGUGCUUUCUAAUGGGGAGCGAUUUCUGGCUGUGUGCGGGCAUGAGUCGACGAAUGAUGAGCAUACAGAAGUGGCCUUGAGAUUUGCUAGCAAGCUGUUGAAGGCCGAGCAAUUGAAAAUCGGCAGCACUGGGCAAACCAUGAAGCUCAAAAUAGGCGUAAACACAGGCCUGGCCUAUGCUGGUGUCAUCGGCGGCCGAGCCAAGGCUCCACAGUACGCCUUCUUCGGACCGGGGGUGCAGAUUGCCGAGUGGCUCGCUGAAACGGGUGUUCCCUCCCACCCACAUGUCGGCAAUGAGACUUACAAGUUGAUUAUGAGAGAGCAUGAGGGUUCGGGCCUGUUCUCAUUCCAAGAGAGAGGCGAGCUCAGAGUAUCAGACUCUGAGACCCUCCAGACGUGGUUGUUCAAGGAGAAGGCCGACCAAGACUUGUGCCACUUGAAGGCUUUGGGCGUCCUCACAGUCGGUGGGGCAACGGGUGAUGAUUCCGGAGACAUGCUUGAACGUAUACAAGAGUUGGAAGCAGAGCUCAGUAUUCUACAUGGAACCUCCGCCUCUAUAGCAGCAACAGCUACUGCCAUCGGCAACGACGGCGGAGUAGCUCAGAAGGCGACAUCACAGGCCGACCUCAUACAGGAGCAGCUCCGACGAAAAGGAACCAUCAACGCUAACAAUGCCAUAAGUCUAGUGGAACCCAUGGAGCGCAUCUGUGAGACUCUGAUGGAAGUAGUAGCGUAUGCAGAGGAAGAGGAGGGUCGGGCUGCGGAACUGCUGGAGAGGAAAGUGAUGCCCCAGAGUGCUGCUGGAGGGAAGCUAAUGGAGGAAGGAGGAAGAAGUGCUGGGGAGGCUUCUGGGCAUCCGAUAUUGCUCAGACUAGCAGACCUAGAGGGUCGGAUCAAAGAGCUCAACUCUCAAGCAACAGAGGCAAAUGUGGAGGCGAGAAGGGCUCAUAGGGUUCUGAGGGACCUUGUCAAGAUUGGUUUCCACGUGGGGGACCAGACAGACAUGGUGCCGUCGCAAGAGAAGGCGGAAGAGAUGAUAACAUCGAUGGAGGAAGUGGUGAACUCGAUCGUCAUGGCCACCGGUCUCGCACAAGAGAUCGAAUCUGAGCAGAAGAGGAUAGCUGCUGAAGAGGCGGUCGUAGAAGAGGAGGAGAAUGACAACGGCUCGGAGGCUGAUGGGGGAGGGGGGAAGGAAGAUGGUGAUGGGGUAGAUCAAGUGGGAGUAGGCUCCGACGAUGCUAUGCAUCCAUUAAUAAAAACUAUGAGGACUCUUCAGAAGGAGAUAGACUUUAUACAGGACUAUGUGGCCGAUACAGAAGACCUAUUGGAGGCGGUCACCGGCGGCACGGCGGCUAACACUAGUGAACCGCAAGGCUUGUUCGGGCUGCAGGUUCAGCAGUUGCAGACGGCGCUUCUGGCAAAGGAGGAGGAGUUGAAGCGGCUCGAGGAGCAGCUGAAUAGCCGUGGGGAGGAGGCUCAGAUUGUUGUGAAGUUGCAGAAGGACCUCACUGAUACUGAGAUACGUCGGGGAUGCCUACAGGGCGAAUUAGAAGCCACUAAAAUGGAGAUCAGCCGGUUGAAAACGAAAGGUUAUGUACUAAAACAGAGAGAGCGGAGAUCUCCUAUUACCGAGAUGUCGCGGAGGAGUGGUACUGACACUGAAUCGGCGGACGUGGAGGGACUGCGACGGCUGCUUGCGGCUAAGCAGGCCGAAGCAGAGAUGUACAAGUCGUCAGUCGCUGACCGUCCGCUCAACAACGCCGCAGCGGUGAUGAAGCAACAGAAUGAUAUCAUCCACCAGCUCAAUAACGAGAUUGUGAAGAUGCAGAAUGAGGCUGCUGCUAGGGCUGGGGGGAAAUCAGGCCACACUGCUUUGGUCGCGGGUGAAAGGGCUAAUAGACAAAUCAAGGACCUUCAGGAAGCGCUGCUGAACGCGCAACAAGACGUGAAGCAUCUUAUGCUGGAGAUGAGAUACCAUCACGGCAAGACAUCACAGCUUGCUAGUGACAACCAAAUAUUGGCGAAGGACAAUCAGACAAUGCAGGCGAAGCUGUUAGCGAUGGCCAGCAAGAUGGAACUUAUGCAGCAGGUCUCGUACCAUCUUCUGCCCACCUUCUCUAACCACUUGCCUCCUCAGACACUGCGACAUAGGGAGAUAGAGCUGGCUGAUCCACGGCAUAUGAUCAGACAGGCCAGGGAUCAGAUGUUGCUGCCCGGCGACAAGGUAUCCGGUCUGAUCAAGGUCGGUUUCGGACGACAGGGCUACGGCAUGCCUCCUUCGUUGGGUCUAGGGCAUCCAGUCACGUCGUCCAACGGUCAUGACCCCCCACAGAGCUCUACCCUCAUGGUAGAGGAGCUCAACAACGCAGGCCCCUCCUCUGAACGGCGUAUGGGCACUACCGAGCGAACGCGGCCCCUCUACGAUGGCUAUGCGGAGACGAGACACUUCUGA